UACGAAUUGUUUCGAGAAAUGUACUGACUGGUUAAGGAUGAUUUGACAAUACUGAGAAAAAAUGUCAGAGGAUAAAUAGUCUUUUGAGUUGAAUGCUCAGUUAUUAAGCAAUUAUUCACAUGAAACAAAUAUGGUUGUAAUCAAGUCACAGCAUAUAUUAUUAUUAUUUUCUAUUCAUACAUUUAGACACAGUGGGCAACAGAGAAUGAUAUUGCUCUGCAAAAUAAUGCUAUUAAACAUGCAAAACGUCUGCCACUAUUCUUGCAAUUCCUCACUGAAUUGAACUUGUUACAAACUACACACCUGCGUUUACAAUUAGCUAUAUUUGGCUGCAUGGGAUUGCACGUGACGUCACUCUCUAUUGCUGACAUCACAUGGUGGAAAGAGGAGCUGUGGGUUUCUAUAAAAGCAGUGACACCUUUGAGUCCAAUCAAUGCCACAGAGAGAUGCGAGUAAACUUAAGAGGUAAAGAAAUCUGUUCGUUAUUUAUUUAGUGAACUCUCUGUAUGUGCAGUGGAUGCACACUGUACUUAUGGAAAAACGAAGUGUACACUUUUUAGUUUGUCGAGCCACUCGCACCUGUUAACCUGUCAGACAUGAAUGAUUCACUGAAUUUCAAUGUGUCAGAAGUGCGCCUGGACUAUCGCUCUCUCAUCACUUCGGCCACUAUGUUUGGCGUCGGAGUCCUCGGAAACCUCGUGGCGAUCGUGGUGCUGUGCAUCUCCAAGAAGGAGCAGAAAGAGACCACCUUUUACACUCUGGUGUGCGGGAUGGCCAUCACGGACCUGCUGGGCACCUGUUUCACCAGUCCGGUGGUCAUCGCCACAUACAUCGCGGGCAGGUGGCCGGGCGGAGCGCUCCUAUGCCACUUCUUCUCCUUCUCCAUGCUGUUCUUCGGCUCGGCUGGGAUGUCUAUUCUGUGCGCCAUGUCAGUGGAGAGAUAUCUGGCCAUAAACCACGCGUACUUCUACUCUCAGCAUGUGGACCGAGCCAUGGCUCGGUUCGCGCUGAUGGCGACGUAUCUGGCCAAUAUCGUGUUGUGCAUCAUGCCCAGUUUUGGUUUCGGAAAACACAAAAGACACUUUCCCGGAACUUGGUGCUUCUUGGACUGGCGCGCCAUGGACCCCGUCGGCGCAGCGUACACGUUUCUGUACGGAGGUUUCAUGCUGCUGUUGAUCGCCAUCACCGUCCUGUGUAAUUUCGCUGUGUGCCGUUCACUGGUCGGGAUGAGUAAAAUGAGUCGCAUGGUGAGGGCAGAGGUAUCCGGGCACGCGGGGUCCAGGCGCAGAUUCAAAUUAACAUCUGCGGCGGAGAUCCAGAUGUUCUGGCUGUUAAUUUUCAUGACCAUCGUGUUCCUGAUAUGCUCCAUCCCUUUAGUGGUUCGCAUUUUUGUCAACCAGCUGUAUGAUCCUGCUUACAUAUCAUCAGGCAAAAGUCCAGACUAUCGCAGUGAUCUCCUGGCUAUUAGAUUCGCCUCCUUCAACCCUAUACUGGAUCCAUGGGUGUAUAUUCUGUGCAGGAAAAACUUAUUAACUAAAGGUUGCACGCAACUCAAGCGUAUCAUCGGACUGAGGAAAGGGGAUCAUAGUCAUGUUUUGGUUUGGAUGGAUGGUCAGCACUCACCUCCGUCAUUUGCGCAAAGCAAUUGCACAAGUUAUGCAUCCUUGCGCACAGCCAGCUGUAGAAACGACGUGGGUAAACAGACCUGCACGAACACUAAAUCUUAUGUGGACUUAACCCUUCGCCAGGCAUGGGACUUUGAUACAGCCCUGGCUGAGUUUCAUCCUUUCAGCGUCGAGCAGAACGGUGUCAUGGGUUUUGAUGAAGACGAAGGAGCAUCAAGCCCCAAACUCCACACCAAGACUGUUGUAGUGCUACCAGCUGCUGAAAUAUUAGAAAACAAAGCUGAAAUAGUGACCUGCACUUUCAGUACACCAAGUUCAUGUAUAUCAGAAAAGUGCAUGAGACAAUGAUGCCAAUAGAGAUUCAUUCUUUAAAGCACUGUGAGAAAAAAAAAGACUUUUUCUCUUUUCUGUUAUUUUACAUUCACAAGAAAUUCUGUGAAUUUGCUUCAUUUUGAUUCCGAAUGAUCCUGAUUUUAGGAUUAAAUCAUAACACUUGUAUAUCUAUGUUUUGUUAGAUGACAUGGAUGUGUUUGAUAUAUGGUUAUGGAUAUGCUGCUUCCUUCUACUGUGCUGUGCCAUGUUGCAUGAUGGGUUGUACUUGAAAUGUGACUUGUAAAACUGUGAAUAAUUUAUUAAAGGUGCAAUUUAUUUUCAUCAUA
Molecule: messenger RNA, 2284 nt
Organism: Megalobrama amblycephala (Wuchang bream)
Lineage: Eukaryota; Metazoa; Chordata; Actinopteri; Cypriniformes; Xenocyprididae
Gene: ptger4c
Product: prostaglandin E receptor 4 (subtype EP4) c
Exons: 2
Coding region: 597-1973 (458 amino acids)
Biological process (GO): negative regulation of inflammatory response; inflammatory response; positive regulation of cytosolic calcium ion concentration
Cellular component (GO): plasma membrane
Molecular function (GO): prostaglandin E receptor activity
Source: RefSeq, a predicted model, not a curated record